Habropoda laboriosa is the source of this 7355-nucleotide messenger RNA. It is a transcript of the gene ACC, whose product is annotated as acetyl-CoA carboxylase. Gene Ontology annotation, molecular function: ATP binding; acetyl-CoA carboxylase activity; metal ion binding. The record is from RefSeq and is a predicted model, not a curated record. The transcript is spliced from 13 exons. The coding region runs from base 7 to 7242 and encodes 2411 amino acids. NCBI's taxonomy places the organism in Eukaryota, Metazoa, Arthropoda, Insecta, Hymenoptera, Apidae. Gene Ontology annotation, biological process: fatty acid biosynthetic process.
ACCUCGAUGCGGAACGUGCAACUCCACCGCGAAAGAUUCGUCACCGGUUUUUAUCAAGCUCAACGAAGUGAUACCCAAAGUGUUCCCUCCACCACUCUUCUCUUUGCCUCCCUUGUCUUGGGCUUCUCGUUCGUUGCGAUAACACGCGGAUACGUACGCUUUGGACAGAUUCGCAACGAUCGACUUCGAGGGUGGUGGGCCGAAGUAUCUCGAACAUUUCAUUUGGUGUACAUUGGUAGAAGAGCUGUAGAGGGUGACGCCAACAGAGAGGCAGGCGACGAGCAGAAUUCGACAGAGGGUGUGAACAAACACGAGAAGUCGACCAUGUCGGAAAAUCCAGUGAGCUUCGUCGUCGGGGAGCCCGAGAAUGAUCCCACCGAGCAAUUGGAGGUGGAGGAUAUCUUCCCGUCCGAGGGAAACGAUAACAGCUCAUCCCAGUUGCAGCUGAAUAUGAUGCCAGGCCUGCUCGAACGCCGCAAGCGGCUCAGGCCCAGCAUGUCGCAGGGCACGGUGAUGAUUCAGACGCAAAGUCGGCUCCACGAGAAGGACUUCACUGUUGCUACACCUGAGGAAUUCGUUCAUCGUUUCGGCGGUACCAGAGUUAUCAACAAGGUGUUGAUCGCGAACAACGGAAUUGCAGCGGUAAAAUGUAUGCGUUCGAUACGACGAUGGUCCUACGAGAUGUUCAAGAGCGAACGCGCUGUGCGGUUCGUCGUGAUGGUCACCCCGGAAGAUUUGAAGGCGAACGCGGAAUACAUCAAAAUGGCAGAUCAGUACGUGCCUGUACCCGGUGGAUCCAACAAUAACAAUUAUGCAAACGUCGAGCUGAUCGUGGACAUCGCGAUACGGACACAGGUCCAGGCGGUAUGGGCUGGAUGGGGUCACGCGUCGGAAAAUCCAAAAUUGCCAGAAUUGCUUCAUAAGAACAAUAUUUCCUUCAUUGGACCGUCUGAGAGGGCUAUGUGGGCCCUUGGAGAUAAAAUCGCGUCCAGUAUAGUUGCACAGACUGCGGAAGUACCGACUCUUCCUUGGUCAGGUGCUGAACUGAAGGCCGAGUACAGCGGAAAGAAGAUAAAGAUUUCUUCGGAACUGUUUAAGAAGGGAUGCGUUUCCACUGCGGAGGAAUGUUUGGCUGCUGCUAAUAAAAUUGGCUUCCCCGUGAUGGUGAAGGCCAGCGAGGGAGGUGGUGGUAAAGGUAUCAGAAAAGUUGAAAAUGCUGAAGAAUUGCCUUCGUUGUUUAGGCAGGUACAAACUGAGAUACCUGGAUCUCCGAUAUUCAUCAUGAAAUUGGCAAAAUGUGCCCGUCACUUGGAAGUUCAAUUAUUGGCCGAUAAUUACGGAAACGCGAUAUCGUUGUUCGGUCGUGAUUGCUCCAUUCAGAGGAGACAUCAGAAGAUCAUCGAAGAGGCACCUGCAGUGAUUGCCAAGCCUGAAGUUUUCGAAGAGAUGGAAAAAGCUGCUGUAAGAUUGGCGAAAAUGGUUGGAUAUGUCAGCGCUGGUACUGUCGAAUACCUUUACGACACUUCUGGACGAUACUACUUUCUAGAGUUAAAUCCACGUCUUCAAGUGGAGCAUCCGUGUACCGAGAUGGUAUCCGAUGUCAAUUUACCAGCGGCUCAGCUUCAAAUUGCCAUGGGGUUGCCGCUUCACCAUAUUAAAGAUAUUCGUCUUCUCUAUGGUGAAAGUCCAUGGGGAGAUAGCGUGAUUGAUUUCGAUCAGCCGCGACACAAACCUCAGCCAUGGGGUCAUGUUAUAGCAGCGAGAAUUACUAGUGAAAAUCCUGACGAAGGUUUCAAGCCAAGUUCAGGUACUGUGCAAGAGUUGAACUUCCGAUCCUCGAAGAAUGUUUGGGGUUAUUUCUCGGUAGGGGCUUCUGGAGGCCUCCACGAAUUUGCAGACUCACAAUUCGGUCAUUGUUUCUCAUGGGGCGAGGAUCGUAAUCAGGCUAGAGAGAAUUUGGUCAUAGCUCUGAAAGAGUUGAGCAUUAGGGGUGAUUUCAGAACCACCGUAGAAUAUUUGAUCACGUUAUUGGAAACUGAAUCGUUCCAACAAAACAACAUAGACACUGCUUGGCUCGAUUUGUUGAUCUCUGAACGGGUUAAGAGCGAUAAACCGGACGUAUUGUUAGCUGUAACGUGUGGCGCGCUUCAUAUCGCUGACAGGACCAUCACUGCCGCCUUUACUGGCUUCCAAACGGGUUUGGAGAAGGGACAAAUACAAGCCAGUAAUGACUUGGACAAUGUUAUUGCCGUUGAACUCAUCAAUGACGGAUAUAAAUAUAAAUUAUUGGCUGCCAAGGCAGGCCCUAAUAGUUAUUUCCUCGUUAUGAAUGGUUCCUAUAAAGAAAUGGAGGUACACCGACUGUCAGAUGGAGGAUUACUGCUCUCUUUAGAUGGCGCAAGUUUCACGACUUACAUGAGGGAAGAAGUCGAUCGCUACAGAAUUAUCAUUGGAAAUCAAACUUGCGUCUUUGACAAAGACAAUGACCCCUCUUUGUUAAGGUCACCAUCAGCUGGAAAAUUAAUCAGUUUUUUGGUCGAAGAUGGUGGUCACGUUAAUGCCGGACAAGCCUAUGCAGAAAUCGAAGUCAUGAAAAUGGUAAUGACGGUAACCGCGAGCGAAGCCGGUAGCGUCUCUUACGUUAAAAGGCCAGGUGCCAUUCUCGAGGCUGGUACUUUGAUCGCUCAUUUAGAACUGGACGAUCCAUCCUUGGUAACGAAGGCCCAAGAGUACACUGGUCAAUUCCCAGAAGACGCGGUUCAAGUAGUUUCUGAAAAACUGAACCAUCUUCAUGCCAAAUAUAGAACCGCUUUGGAGAACACUCUGGGAGGUUAUUGCUUGCCAGAUCCAUACCACUUGCCUCGAGUACGAGAACUUAUUGAGAAGUUCAUGAACUCUCUUCGUGACCCAAGCUUACCCUUGCUUGAACUUCAAGAGGUUAUCGCAACGAUAUCCGGAAGAAUUCCAAUUUCUGUAGAGAAAAAGAUCAGAAAAUUGAUGUCACUCUACGAGAGGAAUAUCACAUCUGUUUUAGCUCAAUUUCCUAGUCAACAAAUCGCUGCUGUAAUCGAUGGACACGCUGCAACUCUCUCGAAACGUGCUGAACGAGACGUAUUCUUCUUGACUACUGAAGCCAUAGUGCAAUUAGUGCAAAGGUACAGAAACGGAAUUCGUGGAAGAAUGAAGACCGCUGUUCACGAACUUCUUCGACAAUACUACACCGUUGAGAGCCAGUUCCAGCAAGGGCAUUACGAUAAAUGUGUCUCAGCUUUAAUAGAACAACACAAAGACGACGUGGCUACCGUGACAGCUAUGAUUUUCAGUCAUAAUCAGGUCACGAAAAAGAACGUGUUGGUGACUAUGCUUAUAGACCACCUCUGGGCAAAUGAACCUGGCCUCACCGAUGAGUUGUCAAACACGUUGACAGAAUUGACUAGCUUGAAUCGUACAGAACAUAGCCGCGUAGCGUUACGCGCGAGACAGGUCUUAAUUGCUGCUCACCAACCUGCAUACGAAUUGAGACACAACCAAAUGGAGUCUAUAUUCUUGUCAGCGGUGGACAUGUACGGUCACGACUUCCAUCCAGAGAAUCUUCAGAAACUGAUUCUCUCCGAAACGUCUAUUUUCGACAUUUUACACGAUUUCUUCUACCAUUCUAAUCGCACAGUUUGUAAUGCCGCUUUAGAGGUUUACGUGCGUAGAGCGUAUACCAGUUACGACUUGACCUGUCUGCAACACUUAGAAUUAUCAGGCGAAGUACCGUUGGUACAUUUCCAAUUCUUGUUGCCUAACAAUCAUCCCAAUCGACAGAAUCAGUCUCCAGUCAAUUACAGAGUUGGAGCUAUGGCAGCCUUCCAAGAUAUGGAACAGUUUGUCCACUACUCUGAUGAAGUUCUCGAUCUCCUAGAGGAUCUGUCCUCAGUUUCCUCAGUCUCAGCCAAAGUUCUGGAAGCGGUGGACGCAGCUGGAAGCGAGUCGAGACACAGCACAUCUAUAAACGUGUCACUGAGCACCGCGGAAGCUGGUGUUGCUGUAGAAAUUGGCGAACGACCCACUGAACCGGUACACAUCUUGAGCAUUGCUAUCCAAGAGAAGGAAAAUCUCGAUGAUGUCGCAAUGGCGAAACUGUUUGGAGAUUGGUGUGCCACAAACAAGGAGGAAUUAAUCUCGCGCGGUAUAAGAAGGGUGACGUUCGCUGCAUUGAUAAAAAGACAAUUCCCUAAAUUCUUCACAUUCCGUCAGAGGGACGGUUUCAUCGAAGACAAGAUUUAUCGACAUCUGGAGCCCGGCUGCGCCUUCCAAUUGGAACUGAGCAGAAUGAGAACGUACGAUCUCGAAGCUUUGCCAACCGCGAAUCAAAAGAUGCAUCUGUACCUGGGCAAGGCGAAAGUUGCCAAAGGGCAGCAAGUCACAGACUAUCGUUUCUUUAUUCGUUCCAUUAUCAGACAUUCUGAACUUAUCACGAAGGAGGCCAGUUUCGAUUAUCUUCACAACGAGGGUGAACGUGUUCUAUUGGAGGCCAUGGACGAAUUAGAAGUCGCGUUUUCGCAUCCGCUUGCUAAGCGUACAGAGUGUAACCAUAUCUUCUUGAACUUCAUACCUACGGUCAUCAUGGAUCCAGCAAAAAUAGAGGAAAGUGUGACCAAUAUGGUACUUAGGUAUGGUCCAAGAUUAUGGAAGUUACGAGUACGCCAUGCUGAGAUCAAAAUGAUGAUUCGUCCUGCGCCAGGGAAAACAACGUCCACUAUACGUUUAUGCAUCGCCAACGAUAGUGGAUACAGCAUAGAUCUACAUUUGUAUACAGAAGCAACUGAUCCAAAGACUGGUAUUACUCGUUUCGAGUCUUGUGCUUCUGCAAUGGAAAAGGGCGUCUGGAGAGCAGGACCUAUGCAUGGUCUGUCAAUAUCUACGCCAUAUCUGACCAAAGAUUACUUACAAGCCAAACGGUUCCAAGCACAGAGCGCUGGUACGACUUACGUGUACGAUUUGCCAGAUAUGUUCAGGCAACAAACUGAAAAGCUGUGGCAGACGUACAUAGAAGAGAGGCCAAACGCCGAUAUAACAAUUCCAAAUCCUGUAAUGGAUUGCGUAGAAUUAGUGUUAGAAGGUGACAAUUUGGUGGAACAAAAACGUCUUCCUGGUGAAAAUGACAUUGGUAUGGUCGCUUGGAGAUUCAGACUUUACACACCAGAGUAUCCAGAAUCUGGUCGAGACGUUAUACUGAUUGCCAAUGAUUUAACACAUUUAAUUGGUUCCUUUGGCCCAAAGGAAGAUCUGGUGUUCUGCAGAGCGUCUGAAAGAGCCAGGCAGCUUGGAAUUCCUCGUAUAUACUUCUCUGCGAAUUCUGGAGCUCGAAUUGGACUGGCAGAGGAAGUGAAAGGGCUGUUCAGAAUCGCCUGGGAGGAUGAGAAUGAACCGGAGAAAGGAUUCAAGUACAUCUACCUAACGCCGGAUGAUUAUCUGCGUUUAGCAUCUCUCAACUCAGUGAAAACUUCGUUGAUUGAAGACAAAGGAGAAUCUCGUUACAAAAUAACUGAUAUUAUCGGUAAAGACGAUGGUCUUGGUGUGGAGAAUUUAAAGUACGCCGGUAUGAUCGCAGGAGAAACGUCCAAGGCCUAUGAAGAAAUAGUCACAAUUUCCAUUGUCUCUUGUCGUGCUAUCGGUAUCGGAGCUUAUUUAGUACGUCUUGGCCAGAGGGUCAUUCAAAUAGAGAAUUCUCACAUUAUUUUAACUGGUUACAAGGCGUUGAAUUCCGUAUUAGGACGUGAAGUAUACGCGAGUAACAAUCAGUUGGGUGGUAUACAGAUCAUGCAUAAUAACGGAGUGUCGCAUGCAAUUGAUGACAGAGAUUUAGAGGGUGUUGCAACCGCUUUGAGUUGGUUGAGUUAUUGUCCCAAAUAUAAAGGAGCGCCUCCUCCGAUAUUGCCAUCACCUGACCCAGUUGACAGAGAAAUUAGUUAUGUUCCUACGAAAACAGCCUAUGAUCCAAGGUGGAUGCUCGAGGGUAGAGUGCAGAGUAGUACAAAUUAUUGGGAAAGCGGAUUCUUCGAUCGUGGCUCUUGGCAGGAAAUAAUGAGACCUUGGGCUCAAACUGUGGUAACUGGACGAGCUAGAUUAGGUGGAAUUCCUUGUGGUGUUAUUGCAGUAGAAACAAGGACUGUUGAAUUACAUUUACCAGCCGAUCCUGCUAAUUUGGAUUCAGAGGCUAAAACUAUAUCCCAGGCAGGACAAGUAUGGUUCCCUGAUAGCGCAUACAAAACUGCUCAAGCUAUUAAAGAUUUCGGAAGAGAAGACCUUCCGCUUUUCAUUUUUGCCAAUUGGAGAGGAUUCUCUGGUGGAAUGAAAGAUAUGUACGAACAAAUUGUAAAAUUCGGUGCUUAUAUUGUGGAUGGUUUAAGAGAGUAUACCAAACCAAUAUUUGUAUAUAUUCCACCAAACGGAGAAUUAAGAGGUGGUGCCUGGGCGGUAGUUGAUCCAACGAUAAAUCCUAGAUAUAUGGAAAUGUUUGCUGACAAUGCAAGCAGAGGUGGAGUUUUAGAAGCUAGUGGAAUAGUAGAAAUCAAGUUUAGGACUAAAGAUAUACUUAAGGCUAUGCACAGGGUUGAUGAUGUAAUUCAAAGACUCAAAGAAAAAUUAUCCAACGCAAAUUCGCCGGAAGAACGGACAGAAAUCGAAAGUCAAAUACGUAACAGAGAACAAACUUUAGAACCUAUGUAUCGUCAAGUUGCAGUUCACUUCGCAGAUCUCCAUGAUACACCAGAGAGAAUGUUUGAGAAAAACGCGAUUCAUGAUAUCAUCCCGUGGCGAAAGGCACGCAAACUGCUUUACUGGCGACUUAGAAGAAGACUUUUGGAAGAUGAGAUAAGGGAGGAAAUUCUUUCAACACAAAGAAGUCUGGAUGUUAGACAAGUCGGUGCAAUGUUGCGUAGAUGGUUCAUAGAAGACAAAGGUGCCACAGAAUCCUACUUGUGGGAUCAAGAUGAAGCUGCAACGAAUUGGUUGGAAAGUCAACGCAAAGACGAGAAUAGUGUUGUCUCGCGUAAUAUCACUUGCGUAAAACGGGACGCGGUUGUUUCUCGUAUCAAAGAAGCUCUCGAAGCCUGUCCAGAAGUGAGAUUAAACGCGAUUUUAGAAAUUGCACACAGACUACAGGCAGCAGAACGUGCGGAAUUGCAAAGAACUUUAUCACAGAUAGAAACGACCACCCAGGAACACCACAAUGACUCGAGUGCUUCGUCCUAAUGUUUCUUCAAAUUGAAAAAAAAAUACCCUUGUCUAUCUGCGUACCUGGUGUAUGUAGCCCUGUUAGAAUUAAUUGUACAGACACUCGUUAUUCUUGUUAAUAGCAAAUUGUA